This is a messenger RNA of Coccidioides immitis RS, 363 nucleotides long. RefSeq names its product heat shock protein 70. The transcript has 2 exons. Lineage: Eukaryota; Fungi; Ascomycota; Eurotiomycetes; Onygenales; Onygenaceae. Gene Ontology annotation, molecular function: ATP-dependent protein folding chaperone; ATP binding. The record is from RefSeq and is a predicted model, not a curated record. Bases 1 to 363 code for a protein of 120 amino acids.
AUGACUGUGCCAGUCUACUUCAAUAAUAAAGCAGUUUCUGCUGGAGAAGAUCUUCUCCAUGCCUUGAUCAAGAUGGGGGAGACAGCUGACUCUCAUCUUGAUGGCAUCAUUAACAAUGCUGGCAUGACUGUACCAGCCUACUUCAAUAAUUUCCAGUGUCAAGCUAUCAAGAAUAUCAGUCUUAUUACUGAUUUUAACAUUUUCUAUACUCUGAACAAGCUCAAUGUUAUCAUGAUUGUGCAUGACUUUGAAUUGAAUCUUGCCAGCUAUGCUACAAGCUUGCUGGCUCUCCAAAUCAGUAAAGAUAAGCUCUCUACAGCCAUGAAUUCCAAUCUUGAAAAAGCUUAUAAGCUUGCUAACUAG